Molecule: messenger RNA, 1316 nt
Organism: Neltuma alba
Lineage: Eukaryota; Viridiplantae; Streptophyta; Magnoliopsida; Fabales; Fabaceae
Exons: 9
Coding region: 106-1050 (314 amino acids)
Source: RefSeq, a predicted model, not a curated record
UAAUGCGGACCGUUCACUUCUGUUGGGAGGGUCGAGACGAGAAAUCGGAAUUGGAUGAACAAUUAGCCAUAUUACUCAAAUUGGCUUGCUAGUUGCAUUCUUGCCAUGGAUUCUCUUUCAAAGAUUGGAUGCCUAACCUUUUACCGUACUGUUCAGCUCCCAAGAAUUCCCGUCCGAAGUGCGUCUUUCUCCAGGAGUAGUUCACUGGUUUCAGUUUCAAGAGCUGGUCCUUCUUCAGUGAGUGAUGUGGACGAAGAUGUAUUACAAAUUUUUUUCAAAGAGAGAGAAUCGAACGGUGAUUUUAUAUCAAGAGCUUCUGAUUUAUUGUGGCAAAGGAAGUUCAGAAGUUCUAUUGACUCUAAUAGCAGUGAGCAAACCAACAAUUCUCAAGAAACCGAGCAGAUAAUGGAGGGUGAUGAUGAUGAUGGCUUUUUGAAGCUCUCAAGAACCCAAGAGUGGAUCUUAGGCGACAAUACUGCACCAAUGAAUAAAAAGGCAGUUGCCAAGGCACUGCAGGAGAGCAGUGAAAGACGGAAGAAACUAAACAUUCUUCAAUACGAAUCUCUCAAGAGGGAAAUACUGCUUCUAUCUUUGGGCAUUGGAGUGGCAUGUAGUGGAUAUUGCUUGGUAACUUUGUCUGUACAGGCUGCUGUAAGUUAUGCCAUUGGAGUCCUUUGCAGUUGCUUGUACCUUCAGCUCUUGUAUCGACAUGCAGACAACCUAUCCAGUGAAGAUGUUCCUCAAAUUUUCAUGAAAAAGAAGUCAAAGAAAAUUGGCAUAAGAAGUGAGGACCUCCAGGAUUCAUUGGAGAGAUCAAUCAAGGGAAUUGGCAUUUCGCUUUCAUCUCCAAGACUUGUGAUCCCAGCAGCAAUUUUUGGACUUUGGGUUCUGUCUCAUCAGUAUAUCGCGGAUGACUUCUUUGAUUUUCAGAUUGUGCCAGCCAUUUUUGGGAUGCUGGUCUACAAGGCUGCUGUUCUUGUGCAAGUCUAUAGAGACAAUGAAGACCUACAAUUUGUAUUUCCAGAAAAUAAGGAAGGCUCAAGUGAUUGAAAUACAAGUUUUGCUGUUGCUCAGUACAAUAGUUUACAUUCAUCAUUUUUGAAUCUUCCACAAGCUGAGCCGCAUCUAGAACUCGUCUUGUAAAUGCCUUGUAACAAUAUUCAUGGUGAUAAGAUUUUAUUCACUUCUUUGUGUGCAUCUCAAAUUCGUGAGAUAAUAGAGCUUGCAGCUAACCCUUCUCAUUUUCAUAUUAUGCAUGGCUUCCUUUUCAUGUGAGGCUAAGAACAUGAUUACUCUAUUGUUUCCCCCUUACUGUA